Echinostoma caproni is the source of this 870-nucleotide messenger RNA. Lineage: Eukaryota; Metazoa; Platyhelminthes; Trematoda; Plagiorchiida; Echinostomatidae. The record is from the annotation of a GenBank genome assembly.
AUGUGCACCAAUUCACCGCCGCCGCCAUCAUCAUCAUCGGACGAUAAAAUCCCGUUAUAUGAGUUAAGUGAUGUAGGCCGCACACUGUCUAAUCAAUUGAUUUCUAUGGGUCAUCCGUGUAAUUUCGUUGUUCGUGCACCCGGACGCGUUAAUCUCAUUGGUGAACAUAUCGAUUAUAACGGUUAUGCUGUGCUCCCAAUGGCGUUGACUCAGGCUGUACACAUCGCAGUCGGGUUAAAUAAAGAACCGGUGCUUGUCUUAAGCAGUACGGAGCCUGAUUUUGAAUCAGUCACGGUCCCGGUGAGUGAAGCAAUGAAAUUCGGGUCAGACGGACCACCGAAAACAGUAAAAUGGUUUCACUACUUUAUGUGCGCCUAUCACGGGAUCACGGACUAUGUGAACGAGCAUAAACUGAACUGGAAUCCACCCGGUCUGUUCGUUCGAGUUGGUGGAGCACAAUUUGGUGGCCUGUGGCCAGCUGCCGGUUUGUCUAGUAGCAGUGCAUUUGUUGUCGGGUCUGCAAUCGCGGUCAUGCAAGCCGCCGGAGUGCACAUCGGACGGCGUGAAUUGGCCGGCCUAUGUGCUCGUUGCGAACAGUAUAUCGGAAUGCAAGGAGGCGGUAUGGAUCAGGCCACCAGUCUUCUCGGACGUCGUAACAGUGCCAUCAUGAUCGAGUUCACCAAACCGUUGAUCACUGUACACCCGGUACCCCUACCACUGGAUGUCGUGUUUGUGAUCGCGCACUCCGGUGUGCACGCUCGCAAGGCGGCCACAUCCAUGUACAAUGAACGUGUGUCCGAAUGCCGACUGGCCACCAGUGUGAGUGCACCCCUAUCUCCGGCUGAAUGUUGUGCACGGUUUCUGUUCUAA